UUGCGAUGGAACAUGCGUGGCAAUUUCGUGCGAUGAGACCAAAAAAAGUUCAAAGAAAGAAAUUCCAUUGGUUGAUUUAAGAUUCGGAGAAAAUGAAUGUGAUCAAAUUUUCGAAGUUUGCUGUCCAAACUCAUCCUAUAAUGUAAUAAACAAGCCUGUAAAUAAACCGGAAAAGGUUUCAAAACUAUCAUGUGGCAAAAGAAAUACCAACGGUAUUGGCUUUCGGAUCACGGAAAGUUCACUCGCAGAGUCUCAAUAUGGUGAACUUCCUUGGACGCUGAUGAUUCUUUCAAAGGAGGUGUUGUUCGAUGAGCCAAAAUACGUUUCCAUUGGAACAGCUUCUUUAAUUAAACCUGGAGUAGCCUUGACUGCGGCACAUGUGAUGUUCAAAACCAACGGCGUAGAGCUGGUUGUACGCGCCGGCGAAUGGGAUUCCAACAAAGAAAAUGAAAUGUUUCCUGUUCAAGAAGCAAUCGUUAGCAAUAUCAUAUCUCAUGAACAGUAUAAUGCAAACUCCCAGUUUGAAAACAACAUAGCUCUGUUGAUUCUGAACCAACCCUUUGAGCUGCUUGAAAACGUCCAGUUGAUAUGUCUUCCCCCGCCAAACUUCUCCUAUGGUCAAGGAAACUGCGUAACCGGAGGUUGGGGCAAGAUUCACUUUGGAGACACCACCUAAAUCAACAUCAUGAAGCGGGUUCAGCUGCCGAUUGUGGACCGUUACCAGUGUCAGGACGUUCUCCGAACCACGAAGCUGGGACUCGCAUUUGCACUGGACGAAAGUUACAUCUGUGCGGGAGGGAAGGACGGUGUCGACGCGUGUACCGGAGACGGUGGAGCGGCCCUGGCUUGUCCGGAUGCCUCCGGCAGGGUUCACCACCAGGUUGGAAUCGUAGCAUGGGGCGUCCAAUGUGGGUUGGAAAAUAUUCCGGCCGCGUACACGAAUGUGGCCAUGUUUAGUGGCUGGAUCGAAGAGAAACUUCGGAACGUCCCGGAGUAUUUGCUGUGAACGAGAGCGUCUGUGAUGUGUAAGUUAGUAAGUUAUGAAUUAAAUGUAAAAGAGAUUGAUAAACAUUGACAGAAAAUAAACCUUUUUUUUAUUUUUAAAAAAUAUCAGAAGCUGAA
This is a messenger RNA of Culex quinquefasciatus (southern house mosquito), 1122 nucleotides long. Its product is annotated as phenoloxidase-activating factor 2. Bases 281 to 676 code for a protein of 131 amino acids. The transcript has 4 exons. NCBI's taxonomy places the organism in Eukaryota, Metazoa, Arthropoda, Insecta, Diptera, Culicidae. Gene Ontology annotation, biological process: proteolysis. Gene Ontology annotation, molecular function: serine-type endopeptidase activity. The record is from RefSeq and is a predicted model, not a curated record.